AUGGCGGAGGAGUGCCCGCCCACUGGCGGCGCGGAGCUCUGGCUGCCCGACGAGUUCCUGGACGACGACUUCUUCUCCGAGGAGGAGAAGGCGGCGGUCGCGGCCAAGAGCGAGAGCGACGAGGAGGAAGGAGUGGAUGGCCUCUCGCGCCGCGUGGCUGGGCUCGUCGUCGGCAACGGGAAGGGAGGAGGAGGCGACGGUUCCCCUGCAAAGGCGGAAGUGCUGGCCGGCUCGCCGCAGUCGAUUCUGUGCGGCCUGCAUGCUUCCGGGGAGGACAGCCCCAACGGCGCUGCGUCGCAGGUCAGCUCGCCGCCGUCGUCGCCGCUGGAGCAGGCGCCGGCGGAUCCCUGGGACCUGCUGAACGAGGCGGCCGGCCAGGUGGCCCGCUUGCGCACAACCAGCAUCCCCGUGCCAACGAACGCGGUCGCCAAUCAAGGACAGCCCGUCAUGCCGCCGCCGGCAAAGAAGCUCUCUGCGCCGGCCGAGGCUCCGAAGGCUGCCGGUGCCAACCACUCUCAGCCGAAUAACUCGAUGGAACAGCGCCGGAUUCAAAUUGCUCGAUUUAAUGCCCUGAAGCAGCAGCAGCAGCUUCUCAAGCACCAGCGGGAGCGGGAGCUCGCCGUCGCUACGGCGGCGGCGUGGGGCACGCGUGUUGCUGGGUCUCAUCGUGCCGGUGCCGCCGGGUACGGCGCGCCGGCGCCAAAUGUCCUCAGCGCGUCCGCGUGGCCCCCGCUCCAGAAGUCGCAGCAGCAGCAGCAGCAACCGCCGGCGUCACCGGCGGGUAUGCGCGCCCUCUUCCUCACCCCUCCCGGCGCCAAGCGCGAGUGCGCCGGCACCGGCGUGUUCAUCCCCCGCCAUGCCGGCGCCCCCGCCGAGCCCAAGAAGAAGCCAGCGUGCUCCCCUGUUCUUCUCCCGGCGCGCGUCGUGCAGGCACUCAACCUCAACGUCGAGGACCUCGGGGCCCGUCCCAUCUACCCUGGCGGUUUCGUUCUUGAUCACGAUGCACUGGUGAGUCGGAGCAACGCUCUGCUGGCGGCUCGAUCGUCCCAGCUCCGUGGCGCCUCUUCCCGCGAGGUGAAUCUCCCCCAGGAAUGGACGUAUUGA
Miscanthus lutarioriparius is the source of this 1104-nucleotide messenger RNA. The record is from the annotation of a GenBank genome assembly. Lineage: Eukaryota; Viridiplantae; Streptophyta; Magnoliopsida; Poales; Poaceae.